This is a messenger RNA of Oppiella nova, 847 nucleotides long. The record is from the annotation of a GenBank genome assembly. Lineage: Eukaryota; Metazoa; Arthropoda; Arachnida; Sarcoptiformes; Oppiidae.
CGAUUGACGCAAUGCUUGUAUGCAUUCAGUGAGUGAAUGACAACAACAACACAACUGUCAUCUCAACACACCAUCCGUUGAAUCCAUUGAAUCCAGUGAUACCAUCACUUAAGCCAUGGACCAAAUGGAUGAUAAUAACCUUCGCUACGAACUCGAGUCACGGGGACAGUCCAUCGGACCCAUUGUCGACUCGACUCGUGAGUUGUAUCGACGACUCCUCAAGCGAUUGAUGGACGAAGAGUUGGAUCAACUGAUUGGAGGACAGCAGGAGCCCAUCGACGCCGACGACGACACCGAAGAGGAGGACGAGGAGGAAGAGCUGGACAUCCAUUCAGUGAAUUCCGGCGCGAAGACAGCGAUUGAACCGAAAUCGUCGUUCAGAUCAAAGAUUGUGUUGUUUUUAUUCACACUAUUUCUAUGCAUUGUUUUCGCAUAUUAUGUGAAACAGCGCUAAAAAUUGUCAUUCAUUUGAUGCCAACGAGUGUUUUGAACGCUAACCGAGAAAUUGAUGGCAAAAUUGUGCGCUAUUUCUAUACAAAAACUUUUUAAUUUACUUAAUAUAUAGUCAUUUACCGUAUGUUUUGUAUCCUGUGUUCAGUUUUAUUGUCAUAUUUUUGAUUGUAUUUUAAGUUAUUGUUUAAUAUUCAUAAGUAUUUGUCACUUAUUUUAUGUUAAUUAUAGUAACAGUACCAAAACUAAUGUAUUUUAUUUGAUAUUCACUAUUUUCAUCUAAUUCACACCAUUUUUAAUCUAUUUUUCUGUUAUGUAUACUAAAGUUUGUAACAUUUUUAACAAUUAAUUGCAUAUGAAGUGAACUAUACCGGUAUAAACUAAAUUCUUAGCAAAC